CGUGCCCCGCCGGGCCGCGGGGGGCGCUGUGGCGCGGAGCCGGUGCCGCUGCGGGCCCGGCUAUGGCGGAGCUCCGCGGCGCUCCGGCGGGCUUCGGCCGCCCCGCGCCGCUGCCGCAGACGGGCUGGGAGCGGCUCAGCGAGCUCUGGCGGCUCGACGAGCGGCAGCAGUUCCCGGAGGAGACGAUGAACAUCGCCAAGUCGGCGUUCACGGCGGGCGUGGUGGGCUGGCUCUACGGGGGGCUGCCCGCCUUCGUCAGCGCCCGCAAGGCCUUCGUCGAGAGCAGCCACGGCGAGAUGUUCCAGAACCGCGCCGAUGCCUUGCAAUCCGCACACCGCGCUGGUCUCCGGAGUUUCAUCCGCUACGGCUGGCGCUGGAGCUGGAGGGUGGCGGCUUUCGCCACGAUAUUCAACGCAGUGAGCACGGGCCUGUCUGUGUACCGCGACAAAACCUCCAUCAGUAACUUUGCUGCAGCAGGAGCCUUCACAGGAGCCCUGUUCAGAAUGCACCUGGGCCUGCAGGGCCUGGCAGGCGGCGUCGUGUUUGGAACAGCAUUUGGGGUUCCUGCAGGAGGCCUCCUGAUGGCAAUGUAUGGCUUGGCUGGUGAGACCCUGCAGGAGAAGAGGAGUCGUGAGCGCAGGGAGCUGUAUGAACAGAAGCUGGCAGAGUGGCAAUCCAAGCUCAGUAUGAUUGAAAUCUCAGGCCAAACAGAAAGCAGUGCCCAGGGAAGAGCAGAGAUGGAGAGAGCAAGAGAAUUGAAGAGCUACUGAGUCUUCCCCAGAUCUCUGUCAUAAGAAGCUACAUAGCAUUUUGAUCCUGCUUGAUCCUUCAGUCAAGGGAUCAUGGAAGUUGUCUGUGAAUGCAGUUGUAUCCUGUGAAAAAGUGUUUUGCUGAAAACAUUGUUCAGGGAUGGAUAUCACUGCACAAAGAACUUGGAAGGGCCAAACCUGUUCCACCUGAGAAGUGGAAAUACAGACUUUACAGACCAGGAAGUGUCAUCUAGCUUUGGGAGGAAGUGAGGGUUCCAGAGCCUCAUCUAGAACCCAUUUCACUGCUGAAAAUGUCCAAACCUCUAGUGAUGUAGAAAUACUCAAGGUAAAGGGGCCUGUGAAUGGUUUGUGUGCUAAAAGUGCCCUGAAUCCAAAAGUGAAUUAUGCCCUGGUGAAAGCUGCUCUUCAGACAGUGCCUGAACAACUUGCUGAUGGUGGUUUCUUACUUGGUUCCUACUGUACUUGGGGUAUCUUGUAGUCUGUGGAAGAAGGGUGGAGGAGCUGGGAAUUACAUGGAAAUACCCUGAAAAAGGCAUGUUUUGGGUUCCUCAAUAAAAGCCAGAGCGUGCCACAGAAAACAUGACUUAUUUCUGGUGGUGACAAUGGAAGGCUUGGCACUGUGGACGUUUUAACAAGAAGGCCUCUAAUUUCAUUUACAGUUUGGAAAUCAGGGGAUGACUUUUGGGGGAAAUGUAGUUCAAGACACUCAAUAAAGCCAUUGAGCAGUGGU
This is a messenger RNA of Passer montanus (Eurasian tree sparrow), 1500 nucleotides long. RefSeq names its product translocase of inner mitochondrial membrane domain containing 1 (gene TIMMDC1). The coding region runs from base 63 to 770 and encodes 235 amino acids. The record is from RefSeq and is a predicted model, not a curated record. Lineage: Eukaryota; Metazoa; Chordata; Aves; Passeriformes; Passeridae. The transcript has 7 exons. Gene Ontology annotation, cellular component: mitochondrion.